Molecule: messenger RNA, 1027 nt
Organism: Halteromyces radiatus
Lineage: Eukaryota; Fungi; Mucoromycota; Mucoromycetes; Mucorales; Cunninghamellaceae
Product: Fibrillarin
Exons: 3
Coding region: 70-915 (281 amino acids)
Biological process (GO): box C/D sno(s)RNA 3'-end processing; rRNA methylation
Cellular component (GO): nucleolus; small-subunit processome; box C/D methylation guide snoRNP complex
Molecular function (GO): rRNA methyltransferase activity; histone H2AQ104 methyltransferase activity; RNA binding
Source: RefSeq, a predicted model, not a curated record
UUUUUUUUUUUUUAUUUCCUCCAAUCCCCCUUUUUCUUUUUUCCUUUUUUCUUUUUAUAUACAUAAACGAUGGCUUUUGAAGGACGUGGUGGACGUGGUGGUGCUUCUCGUGGUGGCGGCCGUGGUGGCGGCCGUGGUGGUGCCCGUGGAGGUCGCGGUGGUGCUCGUGGUGGCCGUGGAGGCGCUCGUGGAGGUGCUGCUGGUGGAUCCAAAGUUAUCAUCGAACCUCAUCGUCAUGAAGGUAUCUUCAUUGCCCGCGGAAAGGAAGAUUUGUUGGUAACCAAGAACUUGGUUCCUGGUGAAUCUGUAUAUGGUGAAAAACGUAUUUCUGUGGAUGGUCCUGAAAACACCAAGAUUGAAUAUCGUGUAUGGAAUCCUUUCCGUUCCAAGAUUGCUGCUGCUGUUUUGGGUGGUAUUGAUCAUUUACAUAUUGCUCCUGGAAAGAAGGUUUUAUAUUUGGGUGCUGCUUCCGGUACUUCCGUCUCCCAUGUUGCUGAUGUGGUUGGUCCUACUGGUGCUGUUUAUGGUGUUGAAUUCUCUCAUCGUUCCGGUCGUGAUUUGAUCAAUAUGGCCAAGAAACGUACUAAUGUUGUACCUAUUAUUGAAGAUGCUCGUCACCCUCACAAAUAUCGUAUGCUUGUUCCUAUGGUGGAUGUUAUCUUUGCUGAUGUUGCCCAACCUGAUCAAGCUCGUAUUAUCACUCUCAAUGCUCAUCACUUCUUGAAGAACAAUGGUCAUAUUGUUAUCUCUAUUAAGGCUUCUUGUAUCGAUUCAACUGUGGAUGCUGCUACUGUGUUUGCUCGUGAAGUCAAGAAACUUCAAGAAGAACGUGUCAAGCCUCAAGAACAAUUGACUUUGGAACCUUAUGAAAGAGAUCAUGCUGUGGUUGUUGGUCGAUACGUCCGAAACAAGUAGAAAUAAAAAUUCUUAGUAUAGAAUCCCCAUUUUAUUUGUUUUAUUUUAGCAUUAUUUGAAGUCUCAUUAUUUUCAUUAUCUUUUUUUUUUUUUUAUCACAUUUUACUAUUAC